Darwinula stevensoni is the source of this 7230-nucleotide messenger RNA. Lineage: Eukaryota; Metazoa; Arthropoda; Ostracoda; Podocopida; Darwinulidae. The record is from the annotation of a GenBank genome assembly.
AUGGCAAAAACCUCGUACACAUGGGAAAGUAUCAAGCGUAAUCGCCUGAAGCUACGGGAUGAAUGCAACCUGGAUGCCCUGGAGUUGCUUCGAAAGUUGGAAGAUGAGAGCGUCUUCACGCGCAUUGAGGUGAAUCAGAUCCGUGAUAUACGAGACCGCAAGCAGCAAUAUGAUGAGCUUUUCAACAUCCUCAUGUCCAAGAAUUCGCAAAAAUACUACCCCAUUUUCCUUCGGACACUCGUUGACAUUGACAGGAAGGAUAUCAAGGAUUUCCUCCAAGAUGUCGUGGCUCUUCACUCGGACGGCUUGGAGUUCACAGAAUUAGAUGAAGUAUUGAAAGACCUCUCGACCGAAAAUAUAAUUAAGAAUUAUGAGUUCAUCGAAGUUACCAAGAAGGGGACAAAGGAGAAAAUUUCGUUCCUCCAGGAAGUGUUACCAAGAAGGGGAGACGACGCGUUUCCGACCUUCAUUAAAAUCCUUCGCAAACGGAAUCAUGCCAAGCUUGCUGGCAACAUGGAAAAAGAACUGGAGAAAAGGCGUGGAGAAGAGGAAGGUCCCCCACCUCAGAAGAAGAAGCGCAUUGACCCCAAUGUCCCACCAAAGGAUGUAAAUGAUGUUACUAACGAAGCUUCCGAACCAUGCAAAGACUUCAAUUUCCUUCAUGAUAUGGCAAAGGAAUAUGUUGGGAACGAUGUGAAUCCCCCUCGCGAUUAUGCAGCCAUUGGCGCUGUUUUCCACGCAGUGAAAUAUAUGUGUAGCUCUCAUCCAUCAUUGGUGGUUGCCGAUUACAAGUUCUCUGAGACAUUCAAUGACAGUGUGUUUAUGUUCAAGGCAAUGGAUCACCAAGACAUUCCAAACUUGGAAGAAGGGUCUCAUUGCAUUCUGCUGUCUUACCCAGCUGGCGACAAGGUUCUCAACAUUUUCCUUCAAGUAGGCGAGUGCGUGGAUCGGAAGACUAUCAUGUGGAAAAUGAAGGAGUUAAUUGCUAAGUGAGCAUCAGGCACAGGGAAGACUCUUGUUUUAAAGGAGAGGGCAAAGCACCUUGCAAGGAGGGAUGGUGCAGAUGUGCUUGUUUUAAACUUUGCAGGUGGACAUCUCACAAAAGACCUUUGUGACGACCUAAAAGGUAAUAAGUGUAUCAAGGUGGUAGAUGGGAGAGAAGUGGGAAUAUCAAAGGAUCUUUCGAAACUCUUGGUCUUUUUCGAGAAACAAGGAAAGAACAAGGACGUCCUAAUUGACGAAGUCUCCCUCACUUUUGGAAUGCAAGGUCCCCUCGAUAUAAUGAAUCUCAACGAAUACUGGAAGCAGGUCCUAAGCAUGGGCAGAUAUGUGAGAAGUCUGACAGUUGCAUUCCGUCCCAAUGAUCCCACAUAUACCAAGGAUAUUAAUCCGAGAUACAUAAAAAUUCCAAGCACCGAUGCUGAUAUCGACAUCGAGGUUGACGUUUUGUCUGUCGUGAAGAGGAAUGCGCAACUCGUGUCGGAACUAUUUCUGGCUCUCGGGAACUACUCCCGUCGAACCUUUGUGUGCACGGAGCCUACUAUGGGCGGCAUGGAAUUCUGCCAUCCUGAGGAGAGUUCGAUGCCCAAAUUGCUCCUCAUCCCAUCCUGCUCCACUCUCCAUGAUAUCUGCAAGAACAAGCUGACCUGCGAAGCCGUCAGGUGCUCUCAGGUCAUAAAAAAAUACAUGGACAUGCUUCCCACAACUUCACAAAAGUCUGUAUAUGUUGUUGUGGACACGAGUGAAAGGCGAAAUCGUCUAGUGAACGCCUUCAUGUUUAUAUAUGAAAUUUCCGUCAAGUUCGUGGACGUAGAUGGACGCUUUCUGACCAAGCUUGCGGACGAAGAUGAGCACUUUUGCGGAAAACCAUCUGACAUCGUAAUUUUGACGGCUGAGCAGGUUCUUGGAUAUCAUAUGCAUGACAUUUUAAUCCUUGACUUGCCAAAGUGUACCUGGAGAAAUUACGUUCGAAUGCUGUCGACGUCCCGAAAGAAUACCGUCAUUGCUAUAGAGCUAGAAGCUCUACAAGUGGGCAAAUAUUCCUAUAUCAACGAAGGCAUGUCGCAAGUGCUAGAGACAAUGCAUGUGAUCGGGAAUGAUCCAGAGUUCGAAGAAGGGCUGAGGGAGAAUUUGAAUAUUGCAUUUACAAUAGAGGAACAGAAAAUGAUGCAUUUAGAUGAGAAUGUAUGCCAGACCCUAAUGACAGGUCGUCAGGAGAUGGCAAUGCAAGAUAAUUUCGAAGUUCGUCGCCAUGGACCUGAAGAGGCGGCCAUCGACUUGAAGAGACGAGAGGAAAGCAUUAAGAUGCUGAAUGUCAUCUUUGGUCACUCUUCAUCAGGAAAAAGUUCAAAAUUGCUUGACAUCAUCACAAGUCUCACUUGCCACGGCCAAGCACAGCAUAAAAUCAUCCUUCUCCAUAUGGGAAGUACUUUAAGUAAGGAGGUAUCAGUUGAUCAUCUCAAUCGACUUGGAAAAGAAAAUCAGAAGGACCUAUUCUUUAUUCGAUCAAAAGCGCUUUCCCCAAUUGGUAUCAUUAACCAUGAUGUGGUGAAAGACAUGGUAUGGCGACACAACUCUGAAAAGAUUUACAUUCAUGUCGAUGAUUAUUCCAUUCAAUGCUAUGACACUGGGGACGAAAUUAAACUCUGGGAAGAGAUCUUGAAGUAUUUAAGAAAAUGUCGAGGAAAUCUUAUAUUGACGGUUGUGUUCCAGCCCCACGCAAAAGGAGGUCGAAGAAUCUCUAUGAGCAGACUGAUGUCUUUCUUUUGCAAAGAGGAGAAAGGAAAAAAGGAUGUGAAAGUUAUAAAACUCCCUGAACACCCUAUUCCCUGCUUUACAAAUCCAAAUCUUCUCCUUCACAUUACCAGGAAUGAAACCCACACAUCAUUAGAUCUAGAAGCGAAAAGUAUACAUACCACCUCUCGUCCAGGGGCCUGGGUCAGCGGCCCAAUGCCAACGUACAUCAAGUGCGUGUAUAAGUGCAUCGGGCAUCACAAGAAUCACCCUUGCCAUGAGGAAGCUCACAUUUAUGUGCUUGUGUCAGACUUGAAGCUGAUGGAUUUUCUACAAGCGACGACCGAAGAUAAAACACUUGGAUUAGAGUUCGUUCACCCCGAAGAUUUUCGGGGGUACGAUGAGAGAUCAAUGGAAGAAGCUAUACGAACAAAUGUGGCAUAUUUUUACCAACACCCCCACAAGAAGGCCUAUUCCCUGCCCGAGGGAUAUAUUUUGAAUGAUAAGAUUUAUAAAGAGAUGAAGGAAAAAGCUGAAAAAUGCGAAGAUGAUGAAAUGGGCGAAGAAGAGAUGGACAUGUCAUUAUAUCAACAGUCUGUCGCCCUGGUGUUCGAUCGCCUCAAGGAGGAAUUCAAGGAUGUACAUUCUCUAACAAUCGCUGACUAUGCCUUCACAGAUACCUUGCUCAGAGUCAUGAAUCAAACAGAAAAGGAUGACUUUAUGAAGAUGUCCGGCAUCAAUAAGGAAUACUUUGAAUCAGGUGCCCAUGAUGUAUUUGAAAUUGGAAUAUCUGGCCAGGAUAUAUUGGGACUCUUCUUUCAGAUCGAGGGAACCACAUCAAACACAAAUCCCAAAACAGCAUUUGAGUUGCUCAAGAAAGCCACUCAUCAAGUUCUCAAUGACAUUAAUACUUUCCGUACCAUUUGUGGCAAAUUCUCGAUUUCAUUUGUGAAACUUGCCGGUUUUGCUGCUUUUCCAAAGCUUAGAGAGUCAGAUUUACAGAAACUGAUCAAGUGCAGAGAUUGUAGGGCUCGAAUCCUCACAUCAGAGGACCUAAAAGAUCCAAUUAGUUUCAAGAGAAACAUAUUCAAUCUGUAUGUUUGUGCAGCAUCAAUUGUGGACAUGCCACGCAGCCCCACUCAGUUGUACACAAUGAGUGAGAAGCAUAUGAAACUGAUGUUGGUGAUUCUUACUCCUCAACAAAGGGAAUUAGUAAAGAGUGAAUCGAAUGUCAUUCUUAUGACUGGCACGAGUGGAACGGGCAAAACCUUCGUCCUAAAGAAAAGAGCCCUGCAGUUGGCGAAGAAAGAUGAAGUGCUGGUCCUGAAUAUUUCGGGAGGAGAUCUCACUGAGGAUUUCCGGUAUGUCUUCAAAGAUGCUAAGAAGGAAAUCGAGGUUAUCGAUGGGAGAGAGGGGCGAGAGAAGGGCCUGGAAGAGGAUCUUCAAGGUUUCAAGGAAUUCCUGAAAGAGAAAGGAAGAGGAAAGCACGUCCUCAUCGAUGAAGUCCCCCUCACUCUAGGAUUCCCGGAUAUCAUCACCCCCAAAGCCCUUUCCGACCAUUGGAAUUGGAUCGAAACCUUAGACGUGAAGUCCAUCACUGUUUGCUUUCGACCCAAUGACCAAUCUUACACGAGAGAUUUCCCCCUCGAAGAGGUCAAACCAGCAGGACAUAGCAUCACAGUUCUCGAUAGUGUGAAGAGGAAUACCAGAAAGAUAUCUGAAUUGUUCAUGGCCAUCGGAAAUUACUCCCGCCGCGUCUUCGUAUCCUAUUCGCCGUCCUUGAAGAUAGACUCCGAGGAGAUAGGCGGAGAAUGCCUUCCUCGCUUCAUCUCGAUGACCUCGUGUCAGGCUCUUCAUCGCAAAUGUAAAGAUGAAAGUAUAUGCGAGUGUGUACGGGCCUCUCAUGUCAUAUAUGAGGAAUGCAGGAAGGCAUCAGAGAAGAGGCCUGUCUUCGUCGUUGUUGAUGAGAUAAGGAGAAGAAAUGCAUUCCUCAACACAUUUAUGUCUUUAUACCCUGAGUUCCCUGUUCUUUUUCUAUGGCGGGGGGAUUUCCAUGGGAAGCCUCCCCCAGAGGGCUCGUUCCCACUCGUCGUCGUCACCGAAGAGGAGAUGAUAGGAUGUCACCCUUUGAACGUGACGGUGGUCCUCGACUUCCCUCGGUCGCAGUGGGAAAACUACAAUCGAUUGAUAGCCUCCACAAGAGAAAACAAGAUCCUAGUGAUCGAGGACGAAGCGUGGAGAACGGGCAAGUUUUCUCACGUCCCAACGGGAAUAAAAGAAACACCUGGGUGGAAGAUCGAGGAUAUAAAUAUUGAUAAAGAAAGUCUCAAUGCGAAAUUGGAAAAAAUAUGGAAAGGACACGUGGAGGAGGACUUGGAAGACCUGGAUGAGCGGAAAUUCCCUAAGCAAUCCUUCCCUAGAAUAGAAAUGGAUUGGGAUGAUAGAGGGGAGGAGGAUGCAGACGUGGCAAAGAUGCUCGCAUCUUCUCUCAGCGGGAUAUUCGGCUACCCAGCCUCGGGAAAAUCUAGGAAAAUAAACUUGUUGAUUGGACGAGUGACAAGCCGAGUCCUCAUUCUCAACUGCCGCGGAAAGUUGUCUCGCCUAGUCUACAGACAGCGAUGGAAAGGAAAAGAAAAUGUUGAGCUGGACGAGUUCUCUGCAGGGCAUUUCGAUUUUCCGAAUUAUUUAUUCAAGAGAGUGGAAGAGAGGGAGAAAAAUAUGAAAGAAAUGGAGAAAGGGAAGAAGAGAAAAAAGAAGGCAAAGGGGAGUAAGAAAACUGGAAAAGAGAAGGCAGAGGGAAAGAGGGAAGAGACAGGAGAGAAGACGGAGCCAGAUCCGCUGGUCGUGGUAGUCGAAGACUGUUAUUUCUUCGACCAGUUUCCAGAAAACACUGUUGAAUUAUUGAAAAAGAUGAAGAUGAAGCUCAUCCUCGCCUUCGAACCCCAUUCAACUGAGACUCCUGACAUCUCAGUAGAACAAGUCGUAGAAAUGUUGAAUAAAAGGCUAGACUGCACAGCGAUAGUGCUUCGGUCAGAACUGAGCAACCUGGCUCUCAUGAGGCACAUCCGAGAAAACGAGACUCCAAUUGCUCUCGAUUUGAAAUCGAAGAACCUGUCCGUCUCUGCUCUUCCAGCUUCCAUCGUCCCCGGCCCUCCCGUCGAAUACGUGAACAUAAUCAAAGCAGAAAAAUGCCCGGGACGACAUCUGGGAUAUAUCUGCAGCGGGAACAGCACAUGUGGAAUGACUGCGAAUGCUUUAUCUUCCCUCUUGCGAUCGGAGCCCUUCGAAUCGACGAACGAAGCUCCUCAAAUCCUGGUAUCGGAAGAAUGGCUUUUGACGCCACUGCGAGAGAAAAUGGAUAAAACUUGGCCUCGUAUACAAGUAAAACACAUCAAGGACUUCCGUGGGUGUGAGGCUUCCACCGUCAUCUCUUUCAACGUGAAUGACGACUGGCUGCUGGAAGUGAUCUCUCGCUCCAGGACUCGACUCGUCGUCAUCGACGACCUCAGACGACAUCAAAACUUAUGGAAACAGAUGAAGAAAGAAGGUCGUGUCGUCCCCAUCUCCUGUCCCACGGACCCCGAAGACGACCUCAGGAUCCUCCUGAGAUUAGAUGAUCAAGAAAUGUUCCUUGAACGUCCGACCUGGGAUGAAGCAAGUAUUCGAGUGGGAGAGAAAGCAAUGCAAAUCCUGGACAGGGACAUCCUGGACAGGGACACGGGCGCCAUUCGCUUCCUCCCUCCCGAGACAUUAGCAGCCAUCGACGAGAAACUUUCUCUGUCUUCUCCUUUCAGCGGUUGGGGAUACGUGUGGUCUGGUUUGGAAGGAGAAGUGCCUGCAGUUGAUAUAGAAAAGAGUGAGAAAAUCCUCAAAGUUCUCAAGCAGAAUGGAGUGGAGUGGCAUGAGAGGUACCCCCCUGUGGCCCUGAAGACAAGGACUGGGAGUGGUGCGGCAGGAUUCUUGGAGACCAUGUCUCUCUUGCUCACAGGAUCCCUCCUCCACUUUCCACUUCUCAAGAAACUUUGUGGAGCGGAGCUCAAAGAUGAUAAAGACAGUGACUUGUUGGGGAAGAAUGAAGAAGUGAGAAAGUACAUCCUCACAUCUAGAAGGGAAGCAGAAAGGAGGAUGAACCUCCAAAUGAGGGAGGAUGAGCAGGUGGGAGGACAAAGGAGUAUGGGAAGGAAAACAUACCAGAGAAAAUAAGAGGAUGGAGAUGAUGGGAAUGAUGGGAAUGAUGGGAAUGAUGGAAAGGAUGGGAAUGAUGGAAAGGAUGGAAAGGAUGGGAAUGAUGGAAAGGAUGGAAAGGAUGGAAAGGAUGGAAAGGAUGGAAAGGAUGGAAAUGAUGGAAAGGAUGGAAAUGAUGGAAAUGAUGGAAAUGAUGGAAAUGAUGGAAAGGAUGGAAAGGAUGGAAAGGAUGGAAAGGAUGGAAAGGAUGGAAAGGAUGGAAAUGAUGGAAAGGAUGGAAAGGAUGGAAAGGAUGGGAAGGAUGCAAGGUAA